AUGUUAGCAGUUGCAUCACUUAAACGUUCACUAGAAUUCGAUCCUGUUGAACAAGGUGUAAAAAGAAAACGAGCUGAAAUGAAAUUGUCACCACCAGCAUCACCAAUAUCAUCAACAACAGCAACAUUUACAACAAAUACUAAUCCAUUAUCUCCAUCAAAACAACAACAACAACAACAACAACAACAGUCUAUAUUUACUUCAUCACCAAAUAAAAAUCAAUCAUUAAUAUUUAAAAAGCCCUGUUCGCUUACUGCCUUAACAUCAUCAUCAUCAUCGACAACAGAUGAUAUUCCAAUGUUUACAUAUACACAAACUGCUCAAAUGUGUGCUCGUCUUUUACGUGAACAAGAUCGAUCAAUACGCGAACAAUAUACACAUGAUAGUGUUCAUAAAGAACAAUCAAAACAACAACAUCGACUCUUUCAUUUUGGUCAACAACAAGAAACAAAUAAUAAUACAUCAACCGUUGCCUUUUCAUAUGUUUCAUGA
Messenger RNA from Rotaria sordida, 492 nucleotides. Lineage: Eukaryota; Metazoa; Rotifera; Eurotatoria; Philodinida; Philodinidae. The record is from the annotation of a GenBank genome assembly.